Messenger RNA from Chiroxiphia lanceolata (lance-tailed manakin), 9821 nucleotides. It is a transcript of the gene SFMBT2, whose product is annotated as Scm like with four mbt domains 2. Gene Ontology annotation, cellular component: nucleus. Gene Ontology annotation, molecular function: transcription corepressor activity; histone binding. NCBI's taxonomy places the organism in Eukaryota, Metazoa, Chordata, Aves, Passeriformes, Pipridae. The record is from RefSeq and is a predicted model, not a curated record. Gene Ontology annotation, biological process: regulation of DNA-templated transcription.
GGACGGGGACGGGGAUAGGGACGGGCGUGCUCCGCUCCGCGCUGCUCCGCGCAUCGCUCCGCGGGGGGCUGGCCGCGGGGAAAAACACCCCAAAAUAACCCAAACUCGCACAGCUUGUCCUCCAGGCACUCCCUGCUGCAGGAUGAAUUAGGAAGGCAAAGCCUUUUCCUCUGAACCAUGGAGACGAGGGCAUCUUUCAUGGCCACCAUGAGAGAGACCCAGCAUCUCUCCCCGGAGAAGGGUCAGAGCCCAUCAAACGGCAACAGGGAGCAGUUUGAUUCAGAUGAGGGCUCCAGCAUUGAGGAUGCAGACUUCAACUGGGACGAAUUCCUGGAGGAAACAGGAGCCAGUGCUGCUCCCCACACCUCCUUCAAACACGUUGAAAUCAGCCUUCAAAGCAGCUUCCAACCAGGGAUGAAAUUAGAAGUGGCCAACAAGAGCAAUCCAGACACGUACUGGGUGGCUACGAUCAUCACAACAUGUGGACAGCUCUUGCUGCUUCGUUACUGCGGCUACGGGGACGACCGCAGGGCAGACUUCUGGUGUGAUGUGAUGACAGCAGAUCUGCACCCUGUGGGCUGGUGUACACAGAACAACAAGGUGCUGAUGCCUCCAGAUGCAAUCAAAGAGAAAUACAUGGACUGGACGGAGUUUCUCAUCCACGAUUUGACCGGCGCCCGGACGGCUCCUGCCAAUUUGCUGGAAGGUCCUCUGCGAGGAAAAAACCCUGUAGACCUCAUUACAGUUGAUUCCUUAAUAGAGCUGCAGGAUUCCCAGAAUCCCUUUCAGUACUGGAUAGUUAGUGUGGUUGAAAAUGUUGGAGGAAGAUUACGCCUUCGCUAUGUGGGAUUGGAGGAGACUGAAUCCUAUGACCAGUGGUUGUUUUACUUGGAUUGCAGACUUCGACCAGUCGGUUGGUGUCAAGAGAAUAAAUACAGAAUGGACCCACCUGCAGAUAUCUAUUCUCUGAAGACUAUAUCUGAGUGGAAAUGCGCUCUGGAAAAAUCCCUUAAUGAUGCAGCAAAUUUUCCUCUUCCAAUGGAAGUGUUCAGGGACCAUGCUGAUUUGAGAAACCACUUCUUCACUGUGGGGAUGAAGUUGGAGGCAGUGAAUUUGAGGGAGCCCUUUCAUAUCUGUCCUGCGUCAGUGACCAAGGUUUUUAACAAUCAUUAUUUAACAGUGACCAUUGAUGACUUGAGACCUGAACCCAGCAUCUCAAUGCUUUGCCAUGCAGAUUCCUUAGGGAUCUUGCCAAUACAGUGGUGCCUUAAAAAUGGAGUCAAUCUCACACCUCCCAAGGGUUACUCUGGCCAGGACUUUGACUGGGCAGACUACCAGAAGCAGUGUGGAGCGGAGGCAGCGCCUCACCUGUGCUUUAGAAAUACAUCCUUCAGCCGUGGCUUUACUAAGAACAUGAAGCUGGAGGCAGUGAACCCCAGGAACCCUGCAGAGAUAUGUGUUGCUUCUGUCACCUCAGUGAAAGGACGGUUAAUGUGGCUUCACCUGGAAGGUUUACAGAUGCCCUCUCCAGAGUACAUAGUUGAUGUCGAGUCCAUGGACAUUUUCCCUGUGGGCUGGUGUGAAGCGAAUGCUUAUAACCUGACUCCACCACACAAAGCUGUUUUGCGAAGGAAGAGAAGAAUUGCAGUUGUGCAACCAGAAAAGCAGUUACCAUCCACAGUGCCUGUUGAGAAAAUACCUCAUGACCUCUGCCUGGUUCCUCAGCCAGACACAACAGGCACCAUCAAUGGGAGAUACUGCUGCCCCCAGCUCUACAUCAACCACCGCUGCUUCUCAGGUCCAUAUUUAAACAAAGGCAGGAUCGCAGAGCUACCUCAGUCUGUGGGGCCUGGCAAGUGUGUGCUGGUCCUCAAGGAGGUUCUCAGCAUGGUGAUCAAUGCAGCUUACAAGCCAGGGAGUGUUUUACGAGAACUGCAGCUAGUGGAAGACCCUCAGUGGAAUUUCCAAGAGGAAACACUUAAAGCAAAGUACAGAGGGAAGACUUACAGGGCAACUGUUAAGAUUGUGCGGACGUCAGAUCAGGUGGCGGAUUUCUGCAGGAGGGUCUGUGCCAAGCUGGAGUGCUGCCCCAACCUGUUCAGCCCUGUGCUGGUGGCCGAAGUCUGCCCCGAGAACUGCUCCAUUCACACUAAAACCAAGUACACUUAUUACUAUGGGAAGAGGAAAAAAAUCAUUAAGCCACCAAUUGGGGAAAAUAACAACAUGAAAAGUGGCCAUGUCAAGCCAGCCAGACGCAGGAAAAGGCGGAAAUCCAUCUUUGUGCAGAAGAAAAGGAGAUCAUCAGCUGUUGAUUCGAAUGCUGCAGGCUCUGCAGAGGAGAGCGAAGAUGACGAGCCGGACGCGAUGGAGGAUGAGACGGGAAGUGAGGAGACCAGCUCGGAGCUCCGGGAUGACCAGACGGACACGUCCUCGGCCGAGGUGCCCUCGGCCAGGCCCCGGCGAGCCGUCACCCUGCGGAGCGGCACCGAGUCGGACAGACCUCCUGCCACGGAGAGGGCCCGGCGGAGCCGGAGACCACAACCCCACUCCUACAGCGAGGCAGAGAAGUGCUCACAGGUCAAGGAAGAAAUUAAGCAAGAAGAGGAAGAGAAGCUUGUCCUGGACAGUAACCCAUUGGAGUGGACUGUGACAGAUGUUGUGAGGUUCAUUAAACUCACCGACUGCGCACCCCUUGCCAAAAUAUUUCAGGAGCAGGACAUCGAUGGCCAAGCCCUUCUGUUGCUGACACUGCCCACGGUGCAGGAGUGCAUGGAGCUGAAGCUCGGUCCAGCCAUCAAACUGUGCCACCAGAUCGAGCGAGUAAAAGUUGCGUUCUAUGCACAAUAUGCCAACUGACUGCACUUCUCCACUUCUUUCUGUCCUCCCUCUUGUUCCCGCUCUUUUCUAACAUUUCAACCUGUUCAAGGGGUGUUUUUUUCCCCAUAUCCCUUUUCUUUUCCAAGAACGCGCCAAAUUGGAAGCACUGGGAAUUAAUCGAAAGGGGGAAAAAUACCCAAACAUAAAGGAGAACUAGCAACAAAUGGAACUAAGUCUUCUGUACUUGUAAAGCACACCGAGAGACUGCUGGCACCCCUCCUCAGGAGCCUCACCAACCUGUCACCCAGUGGUGCAGGGCCAGCACGGAUCAGAUGGUUUGUCGUCCUUAAAACAAACCUACUCGUGGCAGACACAUCACCAAGGAGAAGGGUCAGACACUUCCAGAUGGUGAUGGUUUGUCUAAGCCAAUUUCUGAACAUGAACAUUGAUUUUGGCCAACUCUUGGCACACUUCUUUCAUAUUGAAAUGUAAGUGAUUGUAGCAUUACCUGGGGUUUACUGCAGAUUUGAUCCUGGUGAUCAAUGGGCUUUGUUUUCUCCUGCCUCUCCAGUUUUACAAAAGGACAAAGUGUUACACCAGUCAUCAGCUGUGUUAUUCCUGAGUGAUUUGUGAAACAGAACUCAACCCAUGGUCUCUACAGGAUCAGACAAAGAUGCAGCAAACUGGCAGGGGUGACACAAGACCUGGUGGCACAUCCUGAGCCACGCUGGCUCUGCACAAUAAGCUGAAUGUCUCUGUGAUGGGAUCUGUACAAUGCUCCAUUCUUGUACAGGAACAUGAAGGCUUUCAUAGUCAAGCCCAUCCUUUUAAAUGCAAGUCAGUUCAAAGACCAGUUUGAGCCCCACAGGGUGAAAAAAAAAAGGCUGUUCAGAUUUAGUGAUGAGAUUGUUGAGGGAAUACUGGUUUCAUCUGCACCUUCAUGAAUCUGGUUGCAGAGUGGGAGUAAAAAGCCUCAGUCUUUUCAGGCUGUGUAACCACAGUGUUUAGGAUCCAAUCAAACAUGGUCUAUAUUUGAUGACUGGACCUGGUACUUAGUGCUGGUUUUUAGUUGACAAGGUAGUGAUCACUCAGAGGUGGGACUCAAUAAUCUUGAAGGUAUUUUCCAACCUUAAUGGUUCUUAUGGUUCUAAUGGUUCCAACCUUAAUGUCCAGUGCCACCUUGGCUAGUGAAACUGGGGGCUGGCUUCAUGCCAAGCAGGGUAAAACACCAGAGAGAGUGAGGAAAUGGGUUGGACACCCGGGGUUUCUGGUUUUAUCCCAUUUACUUUGCAGGGAUAUAUGACACCAUUAGUCACACCUGUUGAGCAUGAAUUUUCUUUAACUCAGCAGAGGUUGGUGGCAUCACAGAGAUGAGAAGUUCUCCCAAAAAACCAAACUGGGAUCAUGCCAGAAUUUUACUCUAACUUUAAGGUGCAAAUGAAUCCCACCCUUCAAAAGUGGUUCAUGCUGUUUUAGCCUGUUUUUGUAGGAAACCACUGUCACUGGCAGACUUUUGUUCUCACGCCAUAAACAGACCCCUGUUCCCUGGCCUCAGGGAAAUCAGCUUGGAAAUUAUAUACACAGGUCUGUUACAGUGCCCUAAUGCCAAAGCCCACUCAGUGAAAACCUCUUCAGAAAGAAAUGUCACUUCUAGCCCUAAAUCUGAAACCAGUGCCUAUGGCCAGAUAACCCUCACCUCAAGCACAUCCCGUAUAGAGGCAGCAGACUUGGAUCAGAGGGUCCUGCUGACCAUCCUGUGCUCAGAAGAACUUGCUGACCAACACCAGGCUGAAGCUGCUGCAUUCUCCCUCAUCAGUUUUCCUUCUUAAAUUCUCUGGAGUGAAGGGGGAACCUUCAGAAAUAAAUGUUCUGGACUACACUGGAAUCUGCCCCAGAGAAUAUGUUAAGAAAUAUUGACUCUGUUUGUCGUGUAUCUGAAUUUCCUGAUUUGCCACUGAGGAAUGUGAUGGGUGGAAGUGCUGCAGGCUGGGCCAGAUCCUGCCAACUCUUGAGACUUCAUCAGAAUUUUUUUUACAUGAGAGAUCAGCAGGACUGGAUCUAUUCUCAGCUGUUGCUUUGUACUGAAGGUCUUGUUCAAGUUUUAGCCAACUCAAGGGAGUAGCAGUUGCCUCUGCAUCAAAUGGUGUUUUUUUGUUUCUCAGAAAUCCAGGAAUAAGGUUCUGUAGUGGGGCAGACAUUAAAAAACUGGGUUUCAGACUGGAUUUCCUACUGACAGUAGCAGAGAAAUGUGUCAAUGCAACUGGUUUGAUAAGCACUUUGGACCCCUCUCAGGGUCCCCUAAAAAUGUUGCUCCUUGUUUCAUCUCUGAAGACAAAAGGAUUGGAGCCAGAAAAAUGAGAGCACAGCUGAGAAGAUCAGGGAGGGUGCUUCUCCCAGCUCCUCCUUCCUUCAGCCCAGUUCUGGUGUUACAUCUGUCAGCAGGAGAGAAUUCUGUCGGGAGAACUGGCGUGUGAGGACAUUUCAAGGAAGGGAAGCAGAAUGGCUGUUUGUUAAACAGCAUCCCAGCACCGAUCCUUUACUUGCCACAUCCACCUUCUUCAGAGCAUCCUUUGCUGCUCCGAUGUUCUUGGAGUUUCUUGCCUCUGGGAUUUGUCAAGAGACAUUUAACGCUUUCUGGGACACGUUGCAAAAAUGUCAUUUUUUUUCUCCGUCAGCCUUGUAACUGUAGAUAUUCCUGUGGCAGCUAAUUACUCAUGGAGGCAAAACUGGGGAGCAGACAGACACAGACUCUGAGAGCAACCAGCUCUGAUGUUGGCUGGGUAGGGAAUGGGUGAAGCACUGAGCCGAGAACAUGGGAAUCUUUACUGAUUGUUCAGGGAAGCGAAAUCAUAUUUAAAACUCACCUAUUAAACAACAAAAAAAAGAGUUCUAAUUUUAUCUUGCGCCGCUCUUUUAUUUCCUCAGUUUUCUUUGUCCUCACAAUUUGUCUUUCAGUUCAUUGUUCUUCGUUGUCACCUUGUUUAUCACUCUCUGUCCUUUCAGAGAAGCUGAUAACCUGAAAUCUUUAUGUUAAAGUUACCUUGGGUGGUAAAUGCUUUAUUAUUUCUUUUUAGUCUACAGGUUGGGAAGAAAUGUGGGAUUGGGGUACUGCUGUCUGUUGCACUGAUGGCUUUCAAGAAAAACUGGAGCUGAGUUACUUGGGCAGUUUCUUACACAAGUGGAAAGUGGAUGAUGUGUAGUUUAGCUGGACAAGUAUACUUGGAUUGAGCAGAGAUCAGAAGGAACUAAUUACUCUUGCCUGGACUUCAUUUCAAUUCUGGAACAUUAGUAAGGCUUUGGAGUAAUGUACUUCAAAGGAAAUGAGGGAAACCUGAUCUUCCUAGGGUAAAAUAUCACUUUACUUUGCAAUAUAGAAGUAUAAACCACUGGAAGUGUGGGGUUUUUUGGUCCAGACCUGGUUCUAAGUUAAAUUUUCAGAGCUGGUGCAACUUCACAGAUACACUAAUAUUAGACAGUGGUGAAGCCACAUCUUCUCCCCUCCCUGUUCUGAAUUUGGCAUCUAGGCCUGAAGUUUAUUGUGUUAUCAGCUGCUAAAGGCCACAGCUGUGAAGUGCUGAACUGAAGAUUAUCCAAGGCCAUUGCCCAAGGGCUGGAGAGCAACUCUGCUGUUCUUCUUGGGCUAUUGGAUGCUGAACUGCAGCACAUUCACACAGACCACUUUGCUCCCACAAGAAGGGUGUGCAGGCACCUGUUACUGCUCUCUCUUCAGGCACACGACCAAGGAUGGUCAUUUCUGGAAGAAGAGCAGGGGGUUGAAGAGUGUGUGGUACCUGCCCAUCCUCAUCUGCACUGGCUCCUUUCGAGCUUGCACUGUCAGGUUGAACAGAUCUGUGGGCAGGUCCCUGCUCCAUUCCCAAUCCUUUCAGCACUUAACUUGACAGAAUCAGCUAAUUCCCAGUUUUCAGGCCCAAAGCACUUGUUCCUGAAAUUGGAUUAAAGCAUUAACUUAGGGAAUGUCCAUGAUUCCCUGGCUGGCUGUCCUGACUUCCUCCUGCUCUUGUGGAUGCUCCUCUGCCACCUUGAGGAAAAAUGCUCUCUUUGGUUUCAGGGCACUUUUUCCUUUUUCAACCCCAAAACACAGCUCCCAUCCACACUCCCAUUUUUUUCUUCAAUGCCAGGAAGACUAAACCCUGGCUUUUUCUACCUCUCAGAGGCAUGAUGGCCUCUCAGCUCUGAGAAGGAUUUCAGGGUCUCCAGCUCCACCGUGUUAACCACGUACCGUAACCCUUGAUAGUUUGGUCCUGUGGGGUGCAGAAACCUCCUAAAAAUGCUGGGUUCCCUCAGGAAACACCAAAAUCCAGGCUGAUGGUUGCACACCCUGUCCUUAGUGAAGCAUCUUGCAGAUGCACAUCCUAGCUGAGAUGGCCUGACCCACUGACAGAGGUAUCUGGAUGUCUGUUAGGAUUUGCAAAGUUUCUCAGUAAGUUAGACACCUAAAGCCCCUUUAAUAUUUCACUGUGGGCAAACAGCUAAUUUGCCUUAAUCUGGAGAGUCACCAUUCCUUGGCUUUAACCUUCAGCCUUUUGCAGUCCCCAGUCCUGUGGUUUGGAGCAAACACCAGCUCAGCUUUUUGAAGACAAACCAGGCAGUGCUGGGCUACCGUGAUCGACAUUUAGUCACCUGAAAAGCCUGCCUUGGUCUUUGCAGGGCACAAAAUUGAAUGUGGCAGAGCUGCUGUGCCACCUCAGUGUUUUAGAAGCUCUGUACAAUCAGGCCACUUCAAAUACUUUUUGCUUUUCUGGUGCAGUGUGUCUGGAAAAUGAUGAACUCAGACUGUUCCUCUCAUUUCCAAAUUCAAGUGCCAAAAGAGAAGAACAUGCUGCAACUGAACACUAUUAAAACCAGCUUUAUUACACGUGGAUAAAUUUAGUCUCAAGGGCUCCAUUUUGGUGCUAAGAAAAGUCAUGCUGUAUUUUCCAUUGCUUGGGAUUACAAAGCUGAUUCCCUUCUCCAGGAAAUAUUUUUCUGUAAUCUGCAAUGUCUUGAACAUUAGGAUUUUUUUUUUUAACUUGUGACUGUACACUUUUUAGCUCAGAUACACUCAACAAAUACCCCGUCACCCCCAGUCAUGUGAGUUUUGGAGACAUUUUAUACAUUAUAUUUAUGUAAAAACUCUUUCAAAAUGUAGAUGCACGUAUAUUUUCCCCUCAGUAAUAUUAUUCAUCUCAUCAGCUGACCCAAAACUAAAGGAAUCUGUUACUCAGGAUUUGAUCCAGAAAUAACUGAGGUUAGUGUUAGGGCCCUCAGAAAUGGGUGGGCUGUGGGACCAAGUCUUCACCAUUUUUUUUCACUUAAAAUUCAAAAAACCUGCACUUAAUUAUCAGAAAAUUGAAAUGCCUCCUGCUCCUAGUAGGCAGAAAUUCAGCUGCAGUCUGCCAGACUUCACAAGAGAGGGCUUGUGUCCUUAGGUGCUCAUGAACUCCCAGUAAAGGAGCAGAAGCUUUUAAUAUUCUCAUUUAUACUUUGGUACAGUACCCCAGCAAGAAGUAUAAAUGAUCUUAAUGGCUGCCUAUAGAAUAUGAGCCAGUCAUCAAAGAUGAGGGUUUUACAGCCCAGCAGUCCUUUAAAUGUCAGCUGUCCUGCAGAAGAAGAGUGGUUGUGCAGUGGUUUGGUGCCAUGCACGGGAAUUCUCUCACAGGGGACACGUGAACUGCACAAACCCAGCAUGGGUCGUAGUUUUAAAUGCUUGUGGCCUUUCUUUCUUUUAGUCUUUUAUGUUAAUUUUUGCAAUGAAGAAGGUAGGUCUUGAUGACUGCCAAGGAUGUGGGAGAGGGGAGGGCGGGAUUUAGGAAGGAGAGAGGUAUCUUUUCUGGAGAGGGACCUCUCACAACAGAGAAGCACAGCUGAGGCCCAUGAGCAUCGUUCCUGGAAGCUUUUCUUUUUCACAGCAAAGAUGUUUUGAGUCCCUAAAGGGGCCAGGUGAGAGGAAGGAAAGAAGCUGGCUAUAGACUCAGAGCUACAAUGCUGAAAGGUUCAUAUUUUGCUUUCCCAGUGGAGAUGCAGAAAUUUGGUUCAGAUGUCUCCAGGCCCCUUAGCUGGAUAGUAGGGAAAAUCAGCCUUGCUUCAUUGUACCUGACUCCUGAGUGUCUGCUGAGUUUUGGGGGCUGAAGAACCUCCUCUUGCACCUUUCAGACCUCCAUAGGAGAUACUGGGCUAACGUCUGAGCUCUGUCCCAUAGGAAGAGGCGACAGUGCCCUGAGUUCAGGUUGUGAGUCUACAAAAUACUCUGUAUUAGGAUGUAACAGGAUGAAAAUGCUCAUUCCCAAGGCACCCUACCUGCUUGUGGUUGCUCCAGUCUCACUGGGGAUUAUGGACAUAUAAAUGUUCAUAAUUUAUACAUUAUAAAUAAAUGUAUGCAUCAAAUUUCCCAAUCCCUGUUCUGCCAAACCUGGUCAGGAUGUGCCAACACAUGCAGUUAUUCCAGAAGCCUUCACCUGUGUAGUCCAACAGAGGUGAAAGUCUUAAGUGCAGGCUUUGAGGGGAGUUGAGUGUUUUCAUGUACCAUGGUAGGAGAAGGCAAGCACUUGAACCCUCCUGUUUCUUAUGGAAUGGCAGAAAUUUUUUCCACAACCAGCAGUUUAUGGUCCUUUCGUGGUGAUGCACGUUGGAAACCCUUGAAUUGUUUUGAAUUCCAGUUUGUACUGAAAGUCUAACUUACAAUUUGUGUACAUAAAUCCCUUUGGUGUGUUACAAAUAUGUAUGUGUGUGUAUAUAUAUGUAUAUAUAUGUGUGUGUAUAUGUAUGUGUAUAUAUAUAUAUACAUAUAAAUCAAUCAAUGCUGGUGUUUUUACUUUUUAAAGUUCACAGGGCAAAGGGCAUGUUGUUAGUUUGCUGUAAGAUUCUAUUCUGUAUAUAUGUUUUCAUGUAAAUAAGUGAAAAUCUAUAUUCAGAGUUAUAUUUUAAUUUUUAUUCAGAAUUAAAUAAAUCCCCUUUUUACUUGAAACAGUUGUAAGCUACGUUGUUAAUAAAGUAAGAAUAAACCA